Molecule: messenger RNA, 174 nt
Organism: Fusarium poae
Lineage: Eukaryota; Fungi; Ascomycota; Sordariomycetes; Hypocreales; Nectriaceae
Exons: 2
Coding region: 1-174 (57 amino acids)
Source: RefSeq, a predicted model, not a curated record
AUGUCUGACCAACCCAACAAGACUCAGUGGACCGACGAUGCCAAGUCUCGCAUCAUGAGCUCCGAGGCCAAGUCUGGCAACGAUGCCAAGUUCUCCAAGCAUGCUCAGAGCGAGACUGACAAGAACCCUGCCAACAAGACUCAGAGCAACAACCAGGGCCAGCAGAAGAAGUAA